AUGGAGAUUUCUUCCCACCAGUCUCACCUCCUGGAGCAGCUGAAUGAGCAGCGGAAGCAGGACUUGUUCUGUGACUGCAACAUCCUGGUGGAGGGCAAGGUCUUCAAAGCCCAUCGCAAUGUGUUGUUUGCCAGCAGUGGCUACUUCAAAAUGCUCCUUUCGCAGAGCUCGAAGGAGACGAGUCAGCCAACGAUAGCCACGUUCGAGGUGUUCUCUCCAGAGACGUUCAUGGUUAUCCUGGACUUUGUGUAUUCAGGGAUAUUGUCUUUAACGGGUCAGAAUGUCAUCGAAGUCAUGUCAGCUGCCAGCUAUCUGCAGAUGACAGAUAUCCUCAAUGUCUGCAAGACCUUUAUUAAGUCCUCAUUGGAUAUUAAUGAAAAGGAAAAGGAUCAUUACCUCAGCCUCUCGGCCAAAAGUGCAAGCACUGAACCCACCCCCGCCCGCCCAGCUCUUUACCGCUCCAGAAGGAAAGCAAAGAGCAACCCCCGGCGUUCCUACUCGAUCCCGGAUGAAAAACCCAACGGGAACGAAAACUGGAGCAGUUACAGCAGCUACCUGUCCUCACAGGUGAUCUUACAGCGGGCAGAGACCCAGCUGUCCAAAAGAGGCAGGAAACAGAGCUCCACGAGGAAGCGCCGCAAGCACCUGGGGCUGUCGCAGGGCCGGGAGCCGGGAGGGUGCAAAUCGGACAGGGCGGAGCGAGCCGGAGCCUCGGAUGCCGCUCACAUCUCCCGCGAGGGAGAGGAGGCCGAGUUUGAUGCCGAGAACGACGUGGAUCGGGAUGAUUUUGGCUAUCAUCCCGGAGCAGAUGGACCCAAGAGGUCCCUGCCAGGUGACCUGCCCCGGAUGCGUUUCAAGUGCCCGUUCUGCACCCACACCGUGAAGCGCCGGGCGGACCUGAAGCGUCACCUGCGGUGUCACACCGGGGAGAGGCCGUACCCCUGCGAGGCCUGCGGGAAGAGAUUCACCCGCCUGGAGCACCUGCGCAACCACUUCCAAACGAUACACCAAGCUGGCAAACUGAUCUGCAGGAAGUGCAAGCACCAGGUCACGGAGCUGACGGGGUGUGUGGUGCAGCAAGGGACACGGCGCUACAGACUGUGCCACAAGUGCUUGGCAGGAGCCAAUUUCGACAGCAUUGCUGAGGAUUUCAAUGCACCUGAACAUUCCCCUGUCUCCUCCACGGGAAACAAACGUCCCAAAUGGGCUUUGGAGGAGGAGCAGAAAUCAGAUGAAGAGACAGUAGAGGAGGAGCCCUAUAAUUUGGUUGUCCGACACAAUAAUGAUGAUGUUCCCGAUGAGGUAAAGGAAAAGGUGAAGCCAAAUCUUAGGUAGAUCUUGGUGUAUUUGUUAUUGUUGUGUUCAAGAUUAACUGACUCGAGUCCGACCAACUAUUACUGGUUUACUACUUUUAAUAAAAUGAAUUAUUGCUAAAAUUCUGUUCUGAGAAGCGAAAUUUGGA
Messenger RNA from Cinclus cinclus, 1462 nucleotides. RefSeq names its product zinc finger and BTB domain-containing protein 8A-like. Gene Ontology annotation, molecular function: DNA-binding transcription factor activity, RNA polymerase II-specific; RNA polymerase II cis-regulatory region sequence-specific DNA binding; protein binding. The record is from RefSeq and is a predicted model, not a curated record. The coding region runs from base 1 to 1335 and encodes 444 amino acids. Gene Ontology annotation, biological process: regulation of transcription by RNA polymerase II. The transcript has 3 exons. NCBI's taxonomy places the organism in Eukaryota, Metazoa, Chordata, Aves, Passeriformes, Cinclidae.